AUUAACUCAACGCUUAGAUAGUUAUUCUUAAAGCUGUUCAUCUUCACCCAGCUUUUUUUAUGGAUUUGGAUUUGGACCUUUUGUCAGCUGAUUUACGCUUGGUUGAAUUUUCACUGUUGCAGUAUUCAGUUUCCAAAAUUUCUAAAUUGCACUACAUUUCUUACAUGUACUUGGAUAUGAUAAAUUUAGUUUGAAACGGUUAAUCUAAAGACUGCUGAGCUGGGUUUUCUGGGAGCAGCAACUUAUCAUAGCUUCAGUAAAUGAAAUAGAGCUUGAACUAAAUGAAAUAGUUUCAUAGUGCUUGAACUGAAUGAAAUAGAGCCCUUCCAAGUUUCAAGGUUUCCAGAUUGGGACUUGGAUGUGCAGGACUUUCAGGAAUAUAUAAUACUCCUCUGUCCCAUGAAGAUGGAUGUUUAGUCAUAAAAGAAGCUUUCAAUAGGGGUAUCACCUUCUUUGAUACAUCUGACGUUUAUGGGGAAAAACAUGAUAAUGAGAUCAUGCUUGGCAAGGCCCUGAAGCAGCUUCCUCGAGAAAAAAUUCAACUGGCAACAAAAUUUGGUAUCGUGAAAUCAGAAUCCGAGGGGCUUCCUCUAAUUGAGGUCAAGGGUACCCCUGACCAUGUUAGGGCCUGCUGUGAAGCUAGUCUUAAGAGGCUUGAUGUGGAGUAUAUUGAUCUAUACUAUCAACACCGUGUAGAUACUUCAGUGCCAAUAGAAGAGACAAUGGGAGAGCUUAAGAAGCUUGUGGAAGAAGGAAAAAUAAAGUACAUCGGGCUAUCAGAAGCUAGUGUUGAUACAAUAAAGAGAGCACAUACAGUUCAUGCUAUCACUGCCUUACAAAUGGAAUAUUCACUCUGGACUCGUGAAAUUGAAGAUGAAAUAAUUCCACUUUGUCGAGAACUUGGAAUUGGAAUAGUGGCAUAUAGUCCUCUUGGUAGGGGCUUUUUUGGAGGGAAGGCAGUUGUGGAGACUUUGCCCAAUGGGAGCCAGUUGGCAAAUCAUCCAAGGUUCACAGGGGAGAAUUUAGAGAAGAACGAACUUCUAUAUUCCCGAUUUUCAGACCUGGCUAUAAAACAUGCCUGCACAGUUCCUCAACUUGCUUUGGCAUGGCUUCUCCAUCAAGGAGAAAAUAUAAUUCCAAUCCCAGGGACAACUAAAGUUAAGAACAUCAUAGACAAUGUUGGAUCCUUGGCAUUGAAGCUUAGACAAGAGGAUUUGAAAGAAAUUUGUGAUGCUGUGCCUCUUGAUGAGGUAAGUGGCCAAAGAGUUUGGGGCUUCCUUUCUCAAUAUGCCUGGAAGUUUGCUAAUACUCCAUUAAAGUGAAGAAAAUUACAGAGUUGAAGCAUGUUGGCUUCUUUUUUUUUUUAUGUAGUUCAAUUUGCUUGCUCAUAAAUCUUAUUUGGGCAGAGGAAAUCUCCAUGAAAAAGAGAGUUCACGUGUGAUGAAUAAGUUAUUAUGCUAAAAUUAUCCUUACCUGUGGGGAAUUAUGUCACUUGUGGAAGUGAGAAUCUCACUUCUUUUUGUGCUCAAUUGUGUUUUUUUUUUCUUGGCAAAUAAAAUGCAUGUCCAGGCAGAGAUUCUAGACAUGAUAACUUCCCUUGUGAUUGAAUUGGUGCAUUGUAAUAACUGAGUUGAUUUUCUAACUUUUUUAUUGUUGCUUCUUGGAGUCUCUCUCUCAGACAUA
Durio zibethinus is the source of this 1683-nucleotide messenger RNA. NCBI's taxonomy places the organism in Eukaryota, Viridiplantae, Streptophyta, Magnoliopsida, Malvales, Malvaceae. The record is from RefSeq and is a predicted model, not a curated record.